Candoia aspera is the source of this 1991-nucleotide messenger RNA. RefSeq names its product VRK serine/threonine kinase 3 (gene VRK3). Gene Ontology annotation, cellular component: nucleus; cytoplasm. The record is from RefSeq and is a predicted model, not a curated record. NCBI's taxonomy places the organism in Eukaryota, Metazoa, Chordata, Lepidosauria, Squamata, Candoiidae. Bases 16 to 1392 code for a protein of 458 amino acids. Gene Ontology annotation, molecular function: protein serine/threonine kinase activity; ATP binding. Gene Ontology annotation, biological process: signal transduction; peptidyl-serine phosphorylation. The transcript has 14 exons.
AAACUCGCCGCCGCCAUGAGAGCCGUCCGAGGGGCUCGGAAGGGGCCGCCGCCGGCCGAGAAGGGCGGCGCGGUCGCCAAGAGGGCGCGCGGGGCCGCAGCCAGGAUGGUCAAUUUUUGUCCGCAAUGUGGACAGAAAGUAGAGGAAAUUUUUAAGUUCUGUCCUGCCUGUGGAGGCCAGCUGCCGUUUCAAGAAGAGCCGAUGCAGAUCACUCCGUCUCCUUCUCUGAAAGAAUUGAAUCAGGACGUCCAGGUUCAGCUGCCACAAUUGCCCGAAAAGAAAAAGGUGCAGAUAGUUUUUCCAGAGAUGGGAGUACCUUCAACCCCGCUUAAACAAGCUUCUCCGCAGAGCUCAACAGCAUCCGCUUCUCCAAAGGCGAAAGCAAAGGUGGCUACGCGAUCACCAAAGAAGGACAGAUGUUCUUGCGUGAAAGUUCUCCCAGAAGGUGAAAUCUUGACAGACCUGAAUAAGGAAGAGUGGGUGCUUUGCAAGCUUCUGAGCCAGACCGACCGUGGGCUGAUGUACAAAGCUAGAUCACGGUCUGAAGUUUACUCACCAAAGCACAAAUAUACGCUCAAACUGGAUGCUAAAGAUGGGAGGCUGUACAACGAACAGAACUUUCUGCAGCGAGCCGCCAAGAAAGUCACAGUGGAGAAAUGGAAGAAGCAAUAUUUAAUGCCAUUCCUGGGGAUACCUGAAUGCGUGGGCUUUGGCCUCCAUGGCAGUAGCUAUAGGUUCCUGGUCUUUCCUGAUUUGGGUCGAUCCCUUCAGUCAAUCCUGGAUGACAGUGGAGACAAGAUGACAGAAAAAGCUGCUUUGCAGCUUGCAGUCAGACUGCUUGACGUUCUGGAGUACCUUCAUGAGAAUGAAUAUACUCAUGGGGAUGUGGCUGCUGAAAACAUCUAUGUGAACCCGGCUGAUCUUACUGUGGUUACUUUAGCAGAUUACAGCUUCGCCUUUCGAUACAACCCUGGGGGAAGACAUGUGCCUCAGCGGGAUGACUGUCGGACACCUCACGAAGGCAACUGGGAGUUCAUCAGCCUGGACAGCCAUAGGGGAGCUGCACCAUCCCGUCGGAGUGACCUUGAAUCCUUGGGUUACUGUCUGGUGAAGUGGCUGCGUGGAAUCCUUCCCUGGUCUGCGCAGCUGACUGAUCCCUGCGUGGUCAUGGAGGAAAAAGAGAGGUGCAGAGCGGAUACGAUCAAGCAUCCAAGACAGUCCUGUGGCUGGGGAGCACUCCCAGAAUCCGUAAAGAAAUACCUGCAACAAGUAAUGGCUUUGGAAUAUGAAGAAAAACCAAACUAUGAAGAGCUCCGAAUUUUAUUUAUGACGCCUCUUCAGCUGAUGAGAACAUCGGCCUACGACUCGGUGGACCUCAGAGUAGCACCCUAGCUUUCAGAAAGUUGAAUAUGAAGAGAAAUAAAGAACAAGAAGGAAUCAUAUUUGGCUUUGCAGAUCUUGAAAAAUAGAGUUGGCCGUCAUACUUGCUGGAAUGUCAUCACACUUGUUGGCAACAUGGGGUGUGUGUGUGUGUGUUGUGUAUUUGCUUUUUAUCUCUGGUUUUUAAUAUAGAGAGGGAAAGUGAUUUUCUUGGAAACAUUUGUUAGGAUCUUCCUGUGACCUUUUAUAGCCUAAAGAUUUGUCCAGGAAUAUAAUGUAAUGAAUUUAAUUAAUUCCAGCUGAGAUGAAUUUUGAAUAUUUACUUGAGUGAUUGCUUGAACUUCAUUUAUAAAGGGCCUUUAGUAGCUACCCGAAAUACCAAUGUGAAGUGCUGCACCUUAAAAAAAAGGAAGGAUUGUAAAUAUUAAUAGCCACUUUGAUUUUGUUUUUAAUCUUGCCUUUAGUGUGUCUUAAAAGUUUGUUUUAUUCUCUUGCAAGCUACCUUAAAGGUGUUUUGUCAGGCAGAAGGAUGAGAUACAAGUUUUUAACCUUUUCAAUGUAUACUUUGUUGAUUUUGUAGUAAAAAGUUGUAUGGUGCAGUCCAAAACAUU